CACGCGUACACCGCCGCGGCCUUGGUGGAGUACGAAUGGCCACGGCUGCUGAAGUCGUUUCGGGAGAUCUAUUUGAACGGAGACGGACGCAAAAGCGACACUGACACAAUUCGGAACGCGAAGGAGCUUGACCCGCGCUUGUACUACUACAGCCCCGACCACCACCUCUUCUACCUUGACUACGAGAAGGUUCUGCAAUUCGAAGCUCUUGCUCCCCUGCACGCCUCCGCAGUGCGAAGUGUUGAACACGGCACAAGUUCUGCAGCCGCGUCCUCGCACAACCAGGAAACCUCCGCACCACGGAGUGUUGAUGAUGAACAGGGCACAACUACAGCUGCGUCCUCGACGCAGGCUCCGCCGCAUGAUCCUCCGCGUCGCCGCGCCUUCCGAUGCCACGCGCAUGAAAUCACGCCCGAUGUUGAGAUCCGCGUGCGCGCCGCCGUAGAAAAAGUGGUACGCGCGCAGUACGAGGAAGCGCUGUUCAGCGGAAGAGGAGCGGACGCUUCAGUGGGGAGGGCGAUCGAUGACGAAAUUGAAACGUUGGUGGACGACUUAACCUGGCGCAAGGACGAAUAUUUCGAGCUGUCCCCCCUGCCGGAAAA
Molecule: messenger RNA, 602 nt
Organism: Amoebophrya sp. A120
Lineage: Eukaryota; Dinophyceae; Syndiniales; Amoebophryaceae
Source: the annotation of a GenBank genome assembly